AUGCUUUCUAGCUCCAUUCCGAUAGAGAUAAGUAACUUGAGGAAUUUGAAGGUUCUUUUAUUGUGGCAAAGUGGACUUUCGGGACCCAUACCUUCAGAAAUUGGGAGGCUUCCUUCUCUUUCUCAACUUGACAUAUCAGAAAACAAUCUCAUUGGCUCAAUCCCAUCAUCUCUUCAGAAGUUGACUAAUCUACGUGAUUUAAACCUUUACUUGAAUCUUCUUUCGGGCUCAAUUCCCCAAGAGAUCGGGAAAUUGGUAUCUCUUCUAGACUUAAACCUUAGUUGGAACAAAUUCAGUGGUUCCUUGCCUUCUGAGUUCAAUAAGUUAACAGGUUUGAGAUCUUUGUAUCUAUCUCAUAAUGAAUUAGAGGGGGAACUGCCGGAUGAUACAUGCCUUGGGAGAUCAUUGCAACGUUUUCAUGCAUUCAAUAAUCAGUUCACGGGUCCGAUCCCAACAAGCUUAGAGAGCUGUAGCACAUUAGUUAGAUUGAGGCUAGAAGGAAACCAACUUACUGGAAAUAUAACAGAAGCUUUUGGAACAUAUCCACAUCUAAAUUAUGUGGACUUGAGCCACAAUUAUUUGAACGGCGUGCUGUCAUGGAAAUGGGAGCAUUGUCCUAAUUUGACGUGCUUAAAAAUAUCAAACAACAACAUUUCUGGUGAGAUACCCCCAAUAUUUGGAAGGAUGGCUCAAUUACAGGUACUCAACCUUUCUUCAAAUUGUUUAAGCGGAAAGAUUCUGAGGGAAUUGGGAAGCUUGCAACUACUGCUAGAUCUUAUCCUCAACAACAAUGGGAUUACAGGUGAUAUUCCUAAUGAAAUUGGAUUUUUAUCUCGAUUGGAACAUCUCAACCUAGCAUCAAACAAUUUGAGCGGAGCCAUUCCAUUGAAGCUCAGCCUAUGCACCAACUUGCUAAGCUUGAACUUGAGCCAAAAUAAAAUCGAGAGAAGCAUUCCUCCUGAGAUCGGCGAUGCACGAUUCCUAAACGUUCUAGAUUUGAGUCAGAAUCUAUUGAUUGGAAGGAUAUCACCAGAUCUAGGAAAACUAAGAGUCCUAGAAACAUUUAACAUCUCCCACAAUGACCUCUUUGGUACCAUCCCACAUACUUUUACUGACUUAUUGGCAUUAACUUCUGUUGACGUCUCUUACAACAACUUGGAAGGUCCUCUCCCAAAUGUCAAAGCUUUUAAGGAGGCUUCAUUUGAGGCAAUUCGGCAUAACAAGGGGCUAUGUGGGAACGUGGUUGGCUUACAGAAAUGCAAUGUUUCUAACAUUAGCAAGAAACACAAUCGACACAGCAGAGGUAGAAUUUUAAUUAUCGUGGUCCUCUUGUUCUUGGUAUUCCUUGUUCUCUCUUCCUUCUUGAUUUUUUUCGUAAUUGUUAAUCGCCGUCGAAGAAAGAUUAUCAAGAGAGAGAGGAAUGCACAGACAAAGACGAAUGAUUUAGAUUUCUUGCAUAUUCUGAGUUUUGAUGGCAAAAUUUUCUACGAGCGAAUCCUGGAGGCCACAGAAGGAUUUGACUCCAAGUACUAUUUGGGAGAAGGAGCCUAUGGCGUUGUUUAUAGAGCUGAUCUACCCACAGGUCAAACUGUUGCAGUCAAGAAAAUACCAUCAUCCCAAGAAGAUGACACCGUCGACAUCGUUCCAUUUGAAAGGGAAAUUGAAGCCUUACAAAAUAUUCGCCACCGCAGCAUUGUGAAGCUUUAUGGGUUCUGCUCUCAUGUACGAAAUUGUUUUCUAGUGUAUGAGUACAUGGAAAGAGGGAGCUUGAGAAAAAUUUUGAAUGACGAUGAAACAGCAUCAGAGCUUGGCUGGGAGAAAAGGAUGAUCAUGGUUCAAGCAAUUGCGGAUGCAUUGUGA
This is a messenger RNA of Eucalyptus grandis, 1860 nucleotides long. RefSeq names its product MDIS1-interacting receptor like kinase 2-like. Gene Ontology annotation, biological process: protein phosphorylation. Lineage: Eukaryota; Viridiplantae; Streptophyta; Magnoliopsida; Myrtales; Myrtaceae. The transcript has a single exon. Gene Ontology annotation, molecular function: protein kinase activity; ATP binding; protein binding. The record is from RefSeq and is a predicted model, not a curated record. The coding region runs from base 1 to 1860 and encodes 619 amino acids.